AGAUGGUGGAGGACGGUGCAGAGGAGCUGGAGGAUCUGGUGCAUUUCUCCGUGUCCGAGUUGCCGAGUCGCGGCUAUGGCGUCAUGGAAGAGAUCCGGAGGCAGGGCAAGCUGUGCGACGUGACCCUCAAGAUCGGGGACCACAAAUUCAGUGCUCACCGGAUCGUCUUAGCAGCCUCAAUCCCGUACUUCCACGCUAUGUUUACAAAUGACAUGAUGGAGUGCAAGCAGGAUGAGAUCGUAAUGCAAGGAAUGGACCCAAGUGCCCUGGAGGCUCUCAUCAACUUUGCCUACAACGGUCACCUCGCCAUUGACCAACAGAAUGUCCAGUCAUUGCUGAUGGGCGCGAGCUUCCUGCAGCUGCAAAGCAUCAAAGAUGCCUGCUGCACGUUUCUCCGAGAACGACUUCACCCCAAAAACUGCUUAGGUGUUCGCCAGUUUGCAGAGACAAUGAUGUGUGCUGUGCUGUACGAUGCAGCCAACAGCUUUAUCCACCAACACUUCGUGGAGGUGUCUGUCUCGGAAGAGUUCCUGACACUGCCCUUGGAAGAUGUGCUGGAGCUGCUCUCCAGAGAUGAGCUGAAUGUUCGAUCAGAGGAGCAGGUCUUCGAAGCCGCAUUAGCCUGGAUCAGAUACGACCAGGAGCAGAGAGGGCCCUGCCUUCCUGAGCUGCUUUCCAAUAUCCGUCUGCCCCUCUGCCGGCCACAAUUCCUGGCAGACCGAGUGCAGCAGGAUGAUCUGGUGCGUUGCUGCCAUAAAUGCAGAGACCUGGUGGAUGAAGCAAAGGACUAUCACCUCAUGCCUGAGCGCCGGCCGCACCUGCCAGCUUUCCGAACUCGGCCUCGAUGCUGCACAUCCAUCACUGGGCUUAUUUAUGCUGUGGGGGGCCUCAACUCAGCAGCAAACUUCUAUGCAGGUGAUUCCCUGAACGUGGUGGAAGUGUUCGACCCGGUCGCCAACCGCUGGGAGAAGUGCCAUCCCAUGACGACAGCCCGCAGCCGCGUCGGGGUGGCUGUAGUGAACGGGCUGCUCUAUGCCAUCGGAGGGUAUGACGGCCAGCUUCGGCUGAGCACUGUGGAAGUCUACAACCCAGAGACGGACGCAUGGACCAGAGUGGGGAGCAUGAAUAGCAAGAGAAGUGCUAUGGGGACAGUCGUGCUUGAUGGACAGAUCUAUGUAUGUGGUGGCUACGAUGGCAACUCCUCUCUCAACUCUGUGGAGACCUACUCACCUGAGACGGACAAGUGGACAAUGGUGACCCCGAUGAGCUCAAAUCGCAGUGCUGCUGGGGUCACGAUAUUUGAGGGCAGGAUAUACGUGUCGGGCGGCCAUGACGGUCUGCAGAUCUUCAACAGUGUGGAACAUUACAACCACCACACAGCCACUUGGCACCCCGCAGCGGCCAUGCUCAACAAGCGCUGCCGGCAUGGCGCCGCCUCCCUGGGGAGCAAGAUGUUUGUGUGUGGGGGCUACGACGGUUCUGGCUUCCUCAGCAUCGCCGAGAUGUACAACUCGGUAGCAGACCAGUGGUGCCUGAUCGUCCCCAUGCACACGCGCCGGAGCCGGGUCUCCCUGGUAGCCAGCUGUGGGCGCCUCUAUGCCGUGGGGGGUUACGACGGACAAUCCAACCUAAGUUCAGUGGAGAUGUACGACCCAGAGACGGACCGCUGGACAUUUAUGGCCCCCAUGGCCUGUCAUGAGGGAGGGGUGGGAGUCGGCUGCAUCCCUCUACUCACCGUCUAAGGCAGAGGGGGAAUGCAGAAGGGUAGGGAUCGGGUACACAGAGGCACUUUCUCCCGGGCACAGUCCCUCUGGGGAGGGGCAGUGCACCAGAAGAUGGGGUGAAACACAGGCUCGCCCAAGAUAGUGCUUUCCAGGUGCUCAAGUCUUCCAUUGCUCUGCUGCCCUGGUGACCUUCAUAUCCUAGGUCAAGAAGUACAACAUGGGGCAGAAGCCCCAGCGAGUCCCGAAGCUGUUGGCACAGGACAGCUUUCCUGGUCCACACAUACACAGGUUCCAUCCAAGAAUAGCUCCCACCUCCAUCACACUGUGGGCCACCCGCUUGCCAUCAACGAAG
This is a messenger RNA of Suncus etruscus (white-toothed pygmy shrew), 2076 nucleotides long. It is a transcript of the gene KLHL18, whose product is annotated as kelch like family member 18. Lineage: Eukaryota; Metazoa; Chordata; Mammalia; Eulipotyphla; Soricidae. The record is from RefSeq and is a predicted model, not a curated record. Gene Ontology annotation, molecular function: protein binding. The coding region runs from base 3 to 1742 and encodes 579 amino acids. The transcript has 10 exons.